This is a messenger RNA of Meleagris gallopavo (turkey), 890 nucleotides long. It is a transcript of the gene CAPSL, whose product is annotated as calcyphosine like. The record is from RefSeq and is a predicted model, not a curated record. NCBI's taxonomy places the organism in Eukaryota, Metazoa, Chordata, Aves, Galliformes, Phasianidae. Gene Ontology annotation, molecular function: calcium ion binding.
AAGUAAAAUGAGAAGGAUGAGGAAGCUCUACUGUGAGCCUGAACCUGUGUUCCCUCUGCUUGUUGGGUGAGAGCCUGGGAGCAGCUGGGGCUCCUUGCAUUCACAGCCCCGAAACCCAAGUGGUAGCCCACGUGCAGGAUAGCAUUGCAGGACAGACUGCAAAGAGAGGAUUUCUUGGAAGAAGCAGUGUAUAUGGAAAGCAAAAUGAAAGCAGAGGAGAGAGAAAGUGAAUUGCUAUGCCAGGCACAGCAAGGCAUGACCGAGAGAUGGCAAUCCAGGCCAAAAGGAGUCUGUCCAAAACCACUGACCCUGUAGAAAGACUUCGACUGAAGUGCUUAGCAAGAGGGUCUGCAGGCAUCAAAGGACUUGGCAAAGUAUUUCAGAUUAUGGAUGAUGAUAACAGCAGGACCCUUGAUUUCAAAGAAUUUGUGAAAGGAUUAAAUGAUUAUGCUAUGAUGAUAGACAAGGAAGAAGCACAAGAGAUUUUCCAGAUAUUUGAUAAAGAUGGCAGUGGAACAAUUGAUUUUGAUGAAUUUCUUGUUACACUGAGACCUCCAAUGUCAAAUGCCAGAAAAGAGAUCAUCAUGCAGGCAUUUAGGAAGUUAGAUAAAACUGGAGAUGGUGUCAUCACAAUUGAAGACUUACGGGGGGUGUAUAAUGCAAAGCACCAUCCCAAAUACCAAAACGGAGACUGGACAGAAGAUCAAGUUUUUAGGGCCUUUUUGGAUAAUUUUGAUUCACCUUAUGACAAAGAUGGAAAGGUCACAACAGAAGAAUUCAUGAACUACUAUGCAGGAGUCAGCGCCUCAAUAGACACCGAUGUCUAUUUUAUCGUCAUGAUGAAGAAUGCUUGGAAACUCUGAUUGUAUGAUUAAAUGAAUGAGACUUUA